AUGGGCGAACAUCCUGUUUCUUGGGGUCAAUGGGUGACAAUCGAGCCUGCACCCGCCUCGACGUAUCGCGGCCCUUUCACCACCACCACCACCACCACCACCACUCCCAACAAGGAGGCAAUUAAGCGCGAGACCGUCGGUGGGACUUGGUCUUCCUCACUACCCACAAAGCAUUUGAGCACCGAAAUCUACAGUCUGAUGGUUCUAUUGCUUCCUUCUCUGGAUGAUGGGCGGCCCGAAGACUCCGGGGCAAAUGCCUCCCUGCUCAUUAUUACCCACGCCUUCUGGCUGCAGUACCGACUGACUGGCGAAAACAACCCCACCCCCUAUCCAGGCGCCAUGCUAUUGGAAAUCCACGAGGCGGCUGCGAGGCUCGUGAGGAGGUUGCAAGGCUAG
Molecule: messenger RNA, 396 nt
Organism: Aspergillus fijiensis CBS 313.89
Lineage: Eukaryota; Fungi; Ascomycota; Eurotiomycetes; Eurotiales; Aspergillaceae
Exons: 1
Coding region: 1-396 (131 amino acids)
Source: RefSeq, a predicted model, not a curated record